AUGUAUAUUAGAAUAGCCAUUUGUUUGAGCAACCCUUUAUCAUCCGCAUUUUGGCAAGCAACUCAUUGUGUGAAAACAUUGUCAACAGAAACAGGGCAAGGAACAAUAGUUGAAGUAACCCAGGUCGAUGAAUCUGUACCAUUUCAUGUACUACUGAAAAACAGAAGAAAUUUUAGUAAGAAAAAUCAGUAUUGGUUGGUGCUAUCAGUCGACAAUGAAAAAGUUCUCUUACAGAAAAUCGUUAACGGUCAUCAAAAGGUAUUGAAACAGGCAACAGCUCAUGAUCAUAUUCUACAAACAUCACAUCCAAAUGGAUACAAGUAUUGGCUAAGCAUUGAUUACAAGACCCUUGUCAUUAAAUAUGGCCGGGGUGAAAUGAGAAAUGAAUGUACGCUCUUUUGUCUUCAUAUGGCUGAUGCUGAUGACAAGAAAUAUUUACCUAAACUGAAAUACACAUACUUGAAACAAGCUGAAGAGAACGAAGAAGAAAGCAGUGAAAAGACCAGCACGUGUCAUGAAAUGUAUGAUCAUCCCGUCUCAGGUGUCAUACCGACCUAUGUCAUCGAAGAAGAGAUGAUUGAAGAUCAACCGAAGAACAAAAGCUUAAUUACAGCUGAAGACUUGGACAAACCAAAUCAACGACUGUACAAAACUAUUAUGGAUUUUAAGUUAACUGAUCCAACAUUUCCCAAUUUCAUCGAUGCCAUUGAACAAAGCGGUCGUGAACCGUCAGGAUGGUGCCACAAGACACUACGUGAAGCAGUACCAAUAUUAACAACAACGAAACGAACAACGGCCAUCGUUACUACUACCAGUGAAUCUGCAGAACAACCGCCGCUGCCAAUGAAACCAUUACAUGUUGCUACCAAUCCAGAUUUACACGUUACUUUCAAUGAGACUUAUACAAUUACAUGCAUAGUUUAUGUUUCUGGUAGUUCUAAUGUUAGCUUUCGCUGGAUACAAGUUGCACCGAAAAUAAGAUACGCAUUGUUAAAUCAUGAUGGUCCAGGAUUAAAAGAAACACUGUCGACAGAAGUCAUUUUAUUCUCACGUAUAAAAAUUGAUGAUAAAUCGAAAUUAGGAAAUUAUACAUGUUAUGUAGAAGAUGAAGCUAAAAAUUGGGGACCAGCACGUAUGACAAUACACCUGCUCAAUUCAGACACCGUAACAACAACUGCAGAAAAUAAAGCUCAAGAAGAGGUGGAAACAACUGUUGGAGCUGUUUGUAGUCCUCAAUGUGAAAACAACGGACGAUGUGUUAAUGCAAAUGUUUGUCAGUGUGCAAAUGGAUGGACUGGUAGCGAUUGCACAAUACGUGCCCACCUCCGAUUUCAAUGA
This is a messenger RNA of Didymodactylos carnosus, 1338 nucleotides long. Lineage: Eukaryota; Metazoa; Rotifera; Eurotatoria; Philodinida; Philodinidae. The record is from the annotation of a GenBank genome assembly.